Messenger RNA from Perkinsus marinus ATCC 50983, 1649 nucleotides. RefSeq lists its product as hypothetical. The record is from RefSeq and is a predicted model, not a curated record. The coding region runs from base 1 to 1596 and encodes 531 amino acids. The transcript has 18 exons. Lineage: Eukaryota; Perkinsozoa; Perkinsida; Perkinsidae.
AUGCUCUCUAAGGCUGCAUAUGUCCGGCCCGUUGCGGCUUAUUCCGCUUUUGGCAGAACGGCGGCUUGUCAGGUGCGUCAUUCGUCCUCCUUUACCAACGGCAUGGGCUUUGGUAUCACCAUACCGCAGCUCUCCGGCCCUGGCGGCGUUUUCGUUACUAAGUAUAAGAUCACCCGACCCUACAAUGAAAACACGACUUGGGACGACCUGCUGCUGUACAUGCCCGAGAGAGACCAGCUGGCCAAGUUCACGAAGGAUGUCCCUCUAUUCAUAAGGUAUCUCAAAUUGGUCACGGACCAGGAAGGCCGUAAGGAAGCCUUCCGGGAGUUCUACCAGAGAUGCAAGGACGGCCUUACGGUAGAGAACGACAUUUUUCUCACUACUGAUGAGCUGUUGGCCCUCAUGUGGAAGAAUGGGUACACCGAGAAAGAACGGAACGCCAUACAAGCGACCUUCCCCUCGGACUACCGCUUCCACUACCCUGAGCUCUCUGUCCUCUUCGACGUCCCUGAGGAGGACACCUACAAGUUUUGCCUUCGUAGUCGCAUGGAGAAAAGCCAUAUUGGCGAACUUGACUACGACAAGGUUAAGCGGAAGGGCUUCCUCAGAGACCACUGGUUGAUCUUCGCUGGAGGAUGGUACAUCUUCAAGAACUUCCCAUUCUACAACUACCUCUUCUACAUGAAGACCUACGGGUUCUCUCUGUGGUUCGUCAGCUGUUGGUACCUCUUCUCGAGGAUGGCCAACCGUGUUUGGAGACGCAACGAGUUCAUGGCUGAACAGAAGACUGCGGCUGGAGUGAUGGAAGGAGAGGAUAAGAUCCUGAAGAACAUGUCCCGCUUCACCAACGAUUCCAUGUGUGUUAAUUACCUGAAGGCUUUUAAGAGAGAGUCUACCGACAGAUUGGCACAGUAUCGUCACGCGUUGAUCCAGAAGCAAAAGCACGAUGUCACUGAUCGUGUGCUGCAUCAGCUUCAGAACAUCGAGAGAUCUGAGCAUAACAUAGCCGCUUCUAUGCAGGAAAUUCUCGUUCGGGAGACGGCAUCAUCUUUCCGUGAUAUGUUCCCGACUGAUCCCAAGAUGCAGCAAGAGAGCCUCAACACAGCCAUCGCUCAGUUGGCUGGUGACACCGUCGAUGCGUCUAAGGAUCCGGUCAAGAAUCACUUUGUGAACUCCUUCAAGGAUUUGAAAACUCAGGAUGUCUCCAAGGCUACUGCUGAUGCUAAGGGCACUCUGAUACAGCGAUUGGCGUUUGAUAAGAGGAGAAGUGAGAGGGAUUUCGAGAGGCAGUAUAUGGUGACCAAGGCUGAGGCUGAUGAAGUGAGAAGUCUUGCUAAGAAGGCUAAAGGAAAGGGAGGAUACGAUUGGUCAAUACUUGAUGCGACGGACAUGGCUCGUUUGGAGGAGCUCUACACUAAAAUAAACAACAAGGUCGGGUUCCCGAUGCUCAGCGAAGCCGCUGUCCAGUCGGUGCCUGUCGACGCUUGCGCUGAUCUACGAGCAAAGGAGUAUACGACCCAUAUGAACGAGCAGCUGGAAGUGUUACGCGUGAAGCUGCGUAACGAGAGGUUGAAUAUGUUCGCUGCCGCCUUCUGAAGUGGUUGGUCGGCGGAGUUUCCUUGAUUGCUGGUUUCGUUAGUGCCUCGAUA